CUGCAGCCRAGUGGAUCAGAUCCCAUCCCAUGCUCACCCUGGGGGUGCUGAUUCUGCUCCUGGCCCUGGUCCUGGCUUUGGSUGURGCCUUGGCUUCUGUGUCAGGGAGAACACAAGCAGAAAUUCCAGUUAACCUUGRCAUUCCUGUGCUGCUGGCCUGUCCCCAUGGCUGGGUCGGGCACCGCGGGAUCUGCUACUUCCUCUCGAGGGAUCACCGCAGCUGGAAUCAGGCUCAGGCUCGGUGCUCUGAGCUCGGGGCCUCCCUGGCCGUGCUCAAGGACUGGGAAAUGGAGUUCCUCUCCCGUCUCACCAGGAACGAGGAUCACUGGUUCGGGCUGCGCAGACGGGGCCGGGAGCUGCAGUGGGGGGACGGCAGCAGCUUCAACUCCUCGGUUCCUGUCCUGGGCAAUGCAGGAGAGGAUAACCUCAGGA
Molecule: messenger RNA, 432 nt
Organism: Malurus melanocephalus (red-backed fairy wren)
Lineage: Eukaryota; Metazoa; Chordata; Aves; Passeriformes; Maluridae
Product: early activation antigen CD69-like
Exons: 4
Source: RefSeq, a predicted model, not a curated record